GACGCUGGGCCGGGGUGGUGCCCAGCACCCCUGGCAACGCGCUCCAGCUUGUCCCAAACAGCCGACGAGCCAUGGGCACGCACGGACGCCUCACCUUCCUCCUCCUCCUCCUCCUCAGCCUCCGUGCCCCAGGGACUUUCGUCAGAGCAGCAGCCCUGCCUGACCUGCCACGCGUGGUGGUCCUGAGCGAGGAUGCGGUGCCGGGCACCUGCGUGGCCAAGCUGACCGUGUCCUGCAGCAACGUGAGCGGCAGCCCCAAUGUCACCCUGCACGGCAUCGAGCCCGGCCACCCCUUCAACCCCAUCGCCAUCAGCGCUGACCCCGUGGCCCCCGCCACAUUUCAGGCAGAGGUGACGCUGCGUGCCGGUGUGGAGCUCGAUGCCCGUCAGGUGAACCAGUACACCCUGACCCUGCGGGCCGCUUGUCCCGGCGAGGACGAGGUAGAAGAGCGGCUCUUCGUCCAGGUGACAGCAGGGCAGGCGCUGCGCUGUGACACCCCCUUCGCCACCGCAGGUGGAGACGUGGUGCAGGUGCUGGCGGACGUGGCACCCCGGACGCCCCUGUAUGCGGUGCUGCCGCAGCCACUUGGGCUGACAUUCAGGCUCCGAAACCAUGACACACCACUCACGCUCACCCGCCGGGGCCUGGUGCUGGCGCCUGUCGGUGGCUUCGACCCCAGCAAUGACACUCAGAUUUUCAGGCUGGAGAUCGAGGCGAUGGACCGCCACGGGCACAACUGCAGCGGGACCGUGAGGGUGGAGGUGCUGCCAUCACACCGUCCCCGUGUCGCCUUCCCCGAGCCGCAGUGGGCCGUGACGGUGCCGGAGGGCACCGGCCCCUUGGAGGUGGUCACACGGGUUCAUGCCAGCGGUGACAACGUCCACUACGCCAUUCUCGCUCCUGUGGCACCCAGACUCUUCACCAUCGAUGAGGUGACGGGUGAGAUCCGCAGCACCCGCCGGCUGGAGGUGGGCCAUGCACUCCUCCUCGUCCGGGCUUACAAUGCGCUGCACCCCGCCGACCACGCCACCGCCACGCUCAAUGUCACCGUGCAGGGGACAGACCGGCGGGCACCGAGCUGCGUCCCAGCCAUCUCUGUGUCCCAGGUGCCUGAGACAGUGUCCCCUGGCAGCACCCUGGUGACACUGAGGUGCGCCGACUCCGCCAGCACCGCGGGGUGGCUGCACUAUGCCCUUGAGGGGCCCCCCGCCUCCCACUCCCGCUUCCGCAUGGAGGGGCCGCGGCUGCAGGUCAACACCACCCUGGACUAUGACUCGGAGGCCGUGGCCGCUGUGGGCUUCCAGUUCACGGCCACCAUCGUUGUGACGACAGGAGGGGAGCCCCCACUGAGCACCCGCGUGCCCGUGCUCGUGAUGGUGACGCCCGUCAACGAAUUCACACCGGUGUGCCCCAACGGUGCCACCUUCACCGUGCCGGAGACGGCGGCUUUUGGCAGCGCUGUCGGGCGUGUGGCCGGCACCGACCGCGACUACCCACCAGACAGCCUCGAGUACAGCCUGGAGGGGGCCCCCAGCCCCGCGCAGCCUUUCUCCAUUGACACGCGCACCGGCGAGAUCCGUGUGGUAGGAGCCCUCGACUCUGAGCAGCACAAGAGCUACAGGCUGACCGUGCGGCUGACGGACAUCCACAACGACCUGGACCCAGCAAAGCGGCGGAGCCGCCUGUGCGAUGUGACUGUGCACCUGCAGGCCGUGCCGGACCAGGCGCCAGUGUGCACCCCUGAGGUGCAGGAGCUGCGGAUCACGGCCAGGUCGGGCGGCCGCCAGUCUGUCACCCGCCUGGCAUGCCAGAGCAGCCCCAACGGUGCCGUGCUGUCAUACACCAUCACUGGAGGCAACGAGGACGGGCGCUUUCAGCUGGAGGGAAACACCCUCUUCUACCUCCCCGAUGACCUGGCCGAGCCCCGCACUUUUGUGCUGCUGGUGGAGGUACGGGGAGGCCCCGGUGCCCCCCGCCGCAGCACCACGGUGGCACUGGUGGUGCAUGUCACCCCCCGGAGCACCCCAGUGCCACCCAGCACCACCACCCUGUGCACGACGCUGCGGAAGGAGCCGCUGGUUGUUGUGCGGACAGAGGCGGUGUGGCACCCGCCGGCCUGGUUCGUGGCCGUGCUGACUGUCUCCGGCGCCCUGCUGCUGGCCGCCCUGGGCUGCAUGGCCCGGACCCUGCUGUGCAGCAACCGAGACUCUGGCAAGCUGCUCCUGGACAAGAGCUCCUGGGACGUGGCAGAGCAGAGCGGGGGUGAGGAGGAGCGGGGCCACCCCCACGCCGGCAGCCUGGAGCAGUUCGACGGCCGUGCCCAGGACCCGCGCACUGGCAGGGACUAUCUCUUCAACAGCGUGACUGGGGCACGGCGCUGGAUCUGAGUGGCUUGACUCAGUGAGGGGAUCCCCGUGACCCACAGCUCCCUGUGGGCCGUGCCGGGCAAAGCACCGGGUGCCAGCAGCACUGGUGCAGCCCUCGGACCUGGGAGGAGGAGGGGAACCCUCCUCUGUGGAUGAACUCGCCACCCAUGGGGUGCAGCCAGCCCCUGAGCUGCCCCAGCCAGCACAGACCCAAUAAAUGGUGGCAGAGAUUG
Messenger RNA from Harpia harpyja (harpy eagle), 2599 nucleotides. RefSeq names its product cadherin related family member 4 (gene CDHR4). Gene Ontology annotation, molecular function: calcium ion binding. Gene Ontology annotation, cellular component: membrane. The record is from RefSeq and is a predicted model, not a curated record. NCBI's taxonomy places the organism in Eukaryota, Metazoa, Chordata, Aves, Accipitriformes, Accipitridae. Bases 72 to 2387 code for a protein of 771 amino acids. Gene Ontology annotation, biological process: homophilic cell-cell adhesion. The transcript is spliced from 20 exons.